AGUGUCCUCUGCAAUCUGCCAAACCGAAAACAACAACUCUCCUGCCCUUCGGUCUUUCCACCCCUCCCCCCUCAGAAAAUCCACGCGUCUUCUAUCUUCCUCUCUUUCUUUCUUUCAGUCCGUCUAAUAGCAAUAGAGCACCGAGAAUGGGAGAGAAGGCAACCAUGGCAAAGGCUAGACAGGAGCUCGAAGAAUUGUACCUGGGCAUCCCCGAUGAGUCGGUUAACUUGACAUUCCAGGACCUUGCUGAUGUGAAGAAGCAUGUCCAUCGUCAUCCUCUUCAUGUUCUCUCCUCCUCCUCCUCCUCCUCCUCCGCCACCGCUGCCGCCUCAGACGCCAUCUAUGAAAAAAGACCUACAAAAUCAGAUGAUGCAGCAGCAGCAGCAGCAUCUGCAUCUCCUGUCAUCAGGAAACUGCCGAGUCUUGAUUUCAGCAGAGGCUUGCAAGCAUCAAACCUUCACCAUCCCCUUAAUCAUUCUGACCAACUCUCCAGGGACACCUGGGAUUCUCCAAUAGGCCAUCGAUCCUAUGUCAGCGAUGAUGAUAAUGCCGAGACCCGACAUGGACAUAGCCGUGCAAGCUCCGGCAGAAACACUCAUUUGGACAUGAGGCGUCCAGGUAUGGUGGAGAACAUCAGCAUGGGUCGUGAUGACCUGAUGAGCAUGAGCAUGAGCAUGAGCGUCAGCAUGGCCACUCAUGGCCAAAGACGGCGACCCGGCAUCCCCCACUCCAAUAUCUGCACCAUCUGCUCCACUUACAUCUACAUGUUCCGACAUCGCUGCCUCGUGUGCGGAAGAGUAUACUGCAGGCAGUGCGUGAGCAUAGGCAUGGGAGAGAUGACCGAAGGCAGAAAAUGCAUCGAGUGUCUCGGCCGGAGAUUCAGCCAAAGGUACAUCCAGAGAGCAGGCCAGAUUGGGUGCUGCUCUAGGUAUCCAAGCAUAGUGAAGCAAGCAGAGCUGAAAUGGGCUGAGAAAGGACCAAGGAGGACCGCCGAUAGAGCAUAUGGCCGCGGCGGCCGUGGCGGCAUGGUCUCGGGUUCCAGAAGCCCUGUCACCCCGAGAACCCCCAGCAGGGCCCACCCCAGCAGCAUCAGCAUCAGCCCAAGCAAUCCUCAUUCCUUUGUCUACUCCCCUUACUCUCCUCACCGCCACCAUAUGCCUUUCUAAAUUUCACCAAGACUCGUCGAUUUGAUCUCGUUCCUUUUGCAUUGCCUUUCUGAUCAUUUAUAUUAUUUGGGAUCUUACUAAUGGGGAAGAGGAUCAUCUCUGACCACAGUUGGGCAUCUAUU
This is a messenger RNA of Rhodamnia argentea, 1288 nucleotides long. RefSeq lists its product as uncharacterized. The transcript is spliced from 3 exons. The record is from RefSeq and is a predicted model, not a curated record. The coding region runs from base 147 to 1166 and encodes 339 amino acids. NCBI's taxonomy places the organism in Eukaryota, Viridiplantae, Streptophyta, Magnoliopsida, Myrtales, Myrtaceae.